This is a messenger RNA of Medicago truncatula (barrel medic), 911 nucleotides long. RefSeq lists its product as uncharacterized. The record is from RefSeq and is a predicted model, not a curated record. The coding region runs from base 109 to 639 and encodes 176 amino acids. Lineage: Eukaryota; Viridiplantae; Streptophyta; Magnoliopsida; Fabales; Fabaceae. The transcript has 4 exons.
AGCCUUGUAUCUCUGCUCCCCCUUAUCUCACUGCCCUUUCCUUCCAACUCCCAAGUGUUGAGCUGAUAGGCAGUGUAGAGAGGGGAAGCCAAACCAAUCAUCAUCAUCAUGGGUUCCUCUUCAUUACCAUCUUUCAUUCAGAUUUCCACCUUCUGUGAAAAACUCAGCACCCCUCAAAAGAAGGUUCAGUUAGGAAUAACAAAAAAUGACACAAAGUUUUCUUGCUCCUUAUCUUCUCAUCAUUCUUACAAUAUUCUUCAAAAAUCAGUUCCUUUAGCUGCUUCCAUUGCAAUUCUUCUCUGGUCAACUCCAGCACAUGCUGGAUUCAUGUCAGGAAUCUCAGGACUAGAGUCUGUACCUGGUCCUGAGCUGCCUCAGAUUGAUUUCCUCAAACGUUUUAAUGAAGAAAACCAGAAGAAAUAUGCUGAAAAUGAUGCAAGAUUUAAAGAGACUCCCCUGGUGAAGAAACUGCUUGAGCAAUCUAAGUUAAAUAAAGAGAAGAAUAGUAAAGAAAUUGAGAACAAGUACUGCUUACGAGGGGCGGAAUGGGGAGUUGGUGAUUGUUCAGCAGAGGGAAUGACUCCAGAAGCAAGGGACAAAUUCAUAGCAAUGUUGAAGGAGAAGGUUGGAGAAAAGUAAUAUGAUGCAGCUAGGGCAUAGAGAAAGGAAAAUGUUUUAGGGCUGUUGCAGAGUUUCAAAAUAUAUUGUUUUUGAAAAAGGUAAAAAGCACAGUUUUGCAUAUUGGUUGGCACCAAUUAUUGAAGAAACAAUUUUAGGCCUGUUGCGUAGUUUCAAAAUACUGUUUUUGAACUGAUUAAUUAGACGUGGAUCAUUUAUAUGCAUGGUUGUAAAAGAAAAGCACUUGUAAUAAAUUUUGUUAAUAGUUUAGAUGAUUUUAUUUUCUUUAUUUA